Musca vetustissima is the source of this 1635-nucleotide messenger RNA. It is a transcript of the gene Nufip, whose product is annotated as FMR1-interacting protein NUFIP1. Gene Ontology annotation, molecular function: RNA binding. Gene Ontology annotation, cellular component: nucleus. NCBI's taxonomy places the organism in Eukaryota, Metazoa, Arthropoda, Insecta, Diptera, Muscidae. Bases 1 to 1635 code for a protein of 544 amino acids. The record is from RefSeq and is a predicted model, not a curated record. The transcript has a single exon. Gene Ontology annotation, biological process: box C/D snoRNP assembly.
AUGGAACCACCGACAAAAUUCCUUUUACCCUCACCGAAUUUCAACAACAACAAACAAAAAGAAUGUCCAUCGAAACCCAAACCACACUAUUUAACACCAUCGGGUAUGACAAUUCUACCACGUGAAAAACAACCACCACCAAUGUAUGGCAAACGUGGAGCAACAGUUCCACCAAGAUUUCUUAAACCCCCCAAUGCUAAUACGCCACCUGCAGAAUCGACGAGGCAAUAUUGUGAGCCAUGUGAAAUGGAAUUGGCCUCAAUGGAGGAUCUGAAACAUCAUCGGGCGCAACAUGAAAAAUGUCCCGUCGAUGGUUGCCAGUAUCGUGGCCAUAUAACGGUAAUGGAUAAACAUGUUACGGCUUUGCACAGUUCGGGUUUAUUUGAUAAAUUCAAAAAACUUAAUACACCUGAAGAGAUUGCGGCAUGGCGUGAGGAGCGACGUAAACGCUAUCCGACUGUGGAAAAUGUUCUGCUCAAACAGAAGGCCCAAGAGCAGCGGCAAAAACGUGGUGAACGCUUAGAGGCCAGUAAAUGUCGUUUUGGCAAGCAGGACGAUAGGAAAAGGGCAUUGCCGCCAAAUGCAAAUGAUUCGAGCCCUAAAGAUAGCGGAGAUGGAAUUAAGAGGCCAGCUGAACCGGAUGGUGGGGGGAAACAACAAAAAGGCCAAGCUAAUAAACGUAAUAAAAAGAAACGAAAAAAUCAACGUGAUUGUAAGGAUAAUACGAAAAAAGCGGAACAUGUAAAUGCGACGAAGGAGGAGGAGAAAACAAGCGAUGAUGAGGAUGAUUGUAAAUUUAUGGUGAGAUUCCAAGGUACCCGUGGUAUGAAGGAUUACAAACAUUGUGAAAAGAAAGUGAAAGAGAAGAAUACAAAUGUCCUUUUUAGUCUUGUUGGUAUGUAUGGUUCAGAUGAUGACGAGGAAGAAGAAGAGGAGGAGGAAGAGGGGAGGGACAACAAACAGCAAGAUAAAUGUAACGGAGACUUUAAUAAACUUGAAAACACAAAUUCCAAGGAGAAGGAAAUACACACUCAGUCGGAUAGUCCAUUAGAUGGCAACAAGCAAAGUAACAUGAACGAACAGGACCAAAGAUGUAAUGACAGAGGCGAGAAAGAUGCCACAGAUAAUGACACUGUUCCCACAGAUAAAAAUACAGGAAAAAAUAAUUUUAUUUUAAAUCCCCAUGAAGGAGAAACUGCCAUGGAACAAAGAACUGAAGACAUUGAACCUCUUCCAAUCGAAGAAGAAGAAAAUAUUCAGAAAUCCUCAUCACAAUCCUUCCCUAAUGGUAAUUCAUCAGACGAAGGUCCCGAAGAAAUUCCCAUUGAACAUCAAUUGACAGAAUAUAAGUUCGAAAAUGUACAACAAGAGAAAACAACAGCGGUACAACCACCAGCACCUCCCAAAAAAUGCCCAGCGGCCAAACAAAAUGAAGUAAACAAUCGACCACAAAAACCAACGGUAAAAAGAAAAUCUGGUCUGGAUUAUCGUAAAGCUAAACUGCGCAAACAAAAUUCAAUGUUAGAAAAAUUAUUAGAGACUGAUAUUCGGCAUGAACGUAAUGUCCUGCUGCAGUGUGUUCGUUAUGUUUGUGAAAAUAACUUUUUUGGUAUUGGAAAAUCGAAAAUCAAUUAA